Messenger RNA from Verticillium nonalfalfae, 432 nucleotides. RefSeq lists its product as uncharacterized. Bases 1 to 432 code for a protein of 143 amino acids. The record is from RefSeq and is a predicted model, not a curated record. NCBI's taxonomy places the organism in Eukaryota, Fungi, Ascomycota, Sordariomycetes, Glomerellales, Plectosphaerellaceae. The transcript has 2 exons.
AUGUCGCUUCGCGCGGAGAAUUACCCGCCAGAUAACUACCAAACCCCCCCGUUUCCGUCCAUCUCCUUCCAAUUGAUGGACCUGACGAAGGACCAUCGCUGGAGCCUGUAUUACAUCGGCGACAUCUGGCGCUUCACCGUGCUGUGGACUCUGAUCAUCUACGGGGUUGUGCAUCUCGCUUCUGCCUUUAUCGCCUUGGCCAUGCAGGGCGGAAAGAAGCGCUCGCUGAUGUACCUCUGGGUAGCUCCCAUUGUCUACGUCGCCGCAGCGCUGAUUCAAGGCCUCCUCGCUGGAAGUGUAGUGGGAUUGGUGCUCGGGGCUGUGUACAAUGCCGGCUACUUCUCCAUGUCGACCUGGGUCCCUGUCCUCUGGGGUGUCAUCAACGUCCUCGUCCUCAUCGUCUCCUCCUUCUCCAUACAAGGCGGCUUGUGA